This is a messenger RNA of Metarhizium album ARSEF 1941, 615 nucleotides long. RefSeq names its product ADP-ribose pyrophosphatase. Gene Ontology annotation, biological process: nucleoside phosphate metabolic process; ribose phosphate metabolic process. The transcript is spliced from 3 exons. Bases 1 to 615 code for a protein of 204 amino acids. Gene Ontology annotation, cellular component: cytosol; nucleus. Gene Ontology annotation, molecular function: ADP-ribose diphosphatase activity. The record is from RefSeq and is a predicted model, not a curated record. NCBI's taxonomy places the organism in Eukaryota, Fungi, Ascomycota, Sordariomycetes, Hypocreales, Clavicipitaceae.
AUGUCCGUGGAAAACGCCAAAAUCCUUUCCACGGGCCCCCUACCCGACAAUGAGGCCCGAUGGAUCAAGUUGGUCAGAAUCAACUACCAGGAUGCCAACGGCACCCGGCGAACCUGGGAGUCUGCCGAGCGAAGCACUCGCCCUGCCGACACGGAAAUCGACGGUGUCGGCAUCGUGGCCAUCCUCGACAAACCCACCGGCAAAGAAAUCAUUCUCCAAAAGCAGUACCGCCCUCCUAUCGGCAUGGUAACCAUCGAGGUGCCGGCCGGCCUCGUCGAUGCUGGAGAGUCGGCCGAACAGGCUGCCGUGCGCGAACUCCGCGAGGAAACAGGCUAUGUCGGCGUGCCCACGGAAACCUCGGCCAUCAUGUACAAUGACCCAGGCUUCUGCAAUACCAACCUGCGCAUGGUUCACAUGAGCGUGGACACGAGUCUGGCGGAGAACCAGAACCCCAAGCCGCAGCUGGAGGACGGCGAGUUCAUCGACGUCUUCACCGUCAAGCUGGCCGACCUGUGGGACGAGUGUAAGAAGCUGGAAGCGCAAGGGUGUGCCAUCGAUGCGCGCGUCGGGACCUUGGCCGAGGGCGUGUUGCUGGCCAGGAAGUAUGCGCUCUGA